Molecule: messenger RNA, 1557 nt
Organism: Prunus dulcis (almond)
Lineage: Eukaryota; Viridiplantae; Streptophyta; Magnoliopsida; Rosales; Rosaceae
Product: membrin-11-like
Exons: 5
Coding region: 372-1232 (286 amino acids)
Biological process (GO): vesicle-mediated transport; vesicle fusion
Cellular component (GO): SNARE complex; late endosome membrane; ER to Golgi transport vesicle membrane
Molecular function (GO): SNAP receptor activity; SNARE binding
Source: RefSeq, a predicted model, not a curated record
CUCUCCCUCCGCCUCUGCUCUCUCUCCAUCCCUCUCUCUCUUUGCUCUCUCUUUUCCCUCUCUCUUUGCUCUCAGCCUUAUGCCUGGGUACAGAAAACCCACCGCCAUUGUUAGCAUCCGAUUGGGUCAUAAUGGCGGCUCGGAGGUGUUUGACAAAGAAGACACUCUACUUCUAGCCAUACCUCACAAGCUCUCAUCCCAAUCCUUGUAGCUUUGGGGUUUCUUCCCAUUUCAGCUGGGAUUGAAUUCGAUUCCCACGCUGAUCCAUUUGACCCCUUUGAGCAUUUUCGCUGAUGUUGUUGAUCUUGGAGCUAUGGGGGUUGUGAUGGUGGAGGAUGUUAUAAUUUUUCUGCAAAGUAGGCCAGCUCUGCAUGCUUUUGGAGACUGCUCUGUUUCUUCUAUGGCCUUGUGUUGUUGUGGCUUUCAUUGCUUUAUGGUAUGAAUCAUUUGGAGCUCUUGGUUGUUUUGCUUUUGGUGAAAAGACCAAAGACAUAAUCACCGCCAAUUUUGGGCAAAGCUUGCAAAGAUUGCUAAUCGGAAUCACAAUUGCAAUGGCAAUGUCAGUGGAAAUCGGAGGAGGGACGUUAUCAGAGAUAUAUCAGAGCGCCAAGAAGCUGUUGCUAAGAACAAGAGAUGGCCUUGAGAAGCUGGAGAGAUUGGAGAAUGCAGGCGGCAUCGACUCCCCGGACCUCUCCACGUCUGUCAAAAGAGACAUUUCUCAGAUCCAGUCCCUCUGCUCCGAGAUGGACCGCCUCUGGCGAUCUGUUGGCGCCAAAUCUCAACGCGAUCUCUGGAAAAGAAAAGUAGAACAAAUAGUGGAAGAGGCUCAGUCUUUGAAAGAAAGUCUGGAUAAGUAUAAUUUGAGGAAUCAGAAGAGGGCCCAAGAAGCCAGAGAGAGAGCAGAGUUGCUUGGAAGAGCUAAUGGGGAGGGUGCUCAUGUUUUGAGAAUCUUCGAUGAUGAGGCACAAGCAAGGGCGUCAGUUCAUAGUUCUUCUCACAUGCUUGAAGAAGCCAGUGCUACUGGGGAAAGUAUUCUCAGGAAAUAUGCAGAACAAAGGGAUUGGCUAAAGAGAGCACAACGAAAAGGACUGGAUGUCCUGAACACAGUGGGUCUCUCUAACUCUGUAUUGAAGCUCAUUGAGAGGCGGAACCGUGUUGAUCAGUCGAUCAAGUAUGCAGGCAUGGUUCUGACAGUUGUCAUUGUUGUGUAUCUCAUAUGGAGGUGGAGGUGAUGAUCUAUGCUUGACAGCCUAUUUUGUUUCUAUUGUAUUUUGGUCUCCCUUUUGAACGAGGCUGACGAGCUUGUACAAGGGCAUCUUUUAGAAGACGAACUUGUGUAAAUAUGAAUUUUACGCCCAGUGGUGGUAUAUCUUUUAUUUCGUUAUUUUGUUUUGACAUGGAUGGUUUAAAUCUUGAGUCUGAGGCAGCUGUUUGUUAGGACAAGCUAUUAUGUAAUUUGUGGACCCGCAGUCGCAUAUGUUAAAAGUCACUUGUCUCUCUCAACAGCAUACACCACUGUAUAUAUGGUUGUUCGGUUGAAGAUGAAGUUGAAAUAUA